CCAGAGCCGCCGCUUACCAUCGCGAUAGCCGCCACCUCGGUGCGGGAUGGCCGCGGAGCCGGGUGGGAGAGCUCCGAGGCUCCGGGAGCCGGCUCUCGGGGCCGAGACAUGGCCCGGGGCCCCGGACAGCUAAGCGGGCCUCACUCGGACACUGUCGCCAUGCCCAAGAGAGGAAAGCGGCUCAAGUUCCGGGCCCACGACGCCUGCUCGGGCCGAGUGACCGUGGCGGAUUAUGCCAACUCGGAUCCGGCGGUGGUGAGGUCUGGACGGGUCAAGAAAGCCGUGGCCAACGCUGUCCAGCAGGAAGUAAAAUCUCUUUGUGGCUUGGAAGCCUCCCAGGUUCCUGCAGAGGAGGCUCUUUCUGGGGUGGGUGAGCCGUGUGACGUCAUGGACAGCAGUGAUGAGAUGGAUGCUCAGGAGGAAAGCACUCAUGAAAGAUCAGUCUCUAGAAAAAAGAAAAGCAAAAGACACAAAGAGGAUCUGGAUGGGGCAGGAGAAGAGUACCCUAUGGACAUUUGGCUGUUGCUGGCGUCCUAUAUCCGUCCUGAGGACAUUGUGAACUUUGCCCUGAUUUGUAAGAAUGCUUGGACUGUCACUUGCACUGCUGCCUUUUGGACCCGGCUGUACCGCAGGCACUACACGCUGGAUGCUUCUCUGCCUUUGCGGCUUCGACCAGAGUCCAUGGAGAAGCUGCGCUGUCUCCGGGCAUGUGUGAUCCGAUCUCUGUACCAUAUGUACGAACCAUUUGCUGCUCGAAUCUCCAAGAAUCCAGCCAUUCCAGAAAGCACUCCCAGCACACUAAAGAAUUCCAAAUGCUUACUUUUCUGGUGCAGAAAGAUUGUUGGGAACAGACAAGAACCAAUGUGGGAGUUCAACUUCAAGUUCAAAAAACAGCCUCCUAGAUUAAAGAGCAAGUGUAUGGAGCGGUUGCAGCCCCCCAUUCAGUAUGAGGAUGUCCACACCAACCCCGACCAGGACUGCUGCCUCUUGCAAGUCACCACCCUCAAUUUCAUCUUUGUCCCUAUUGUCAUGGGGAUGAUAUUCACCUUGUUUACUAUUAAUGUGAGUACGGACAUGCGGCAUCAUCGUGUGAGAUUGGUGUUUCAAGAUUCUCCUGUCCGUGGUGGUCAGCAUCUGCGCAGUGAACAGGGUGUGCAAGUCGUCCUGGACCCAGUGCACAGUGUUCGACUCUUUGACUGGUGGCAUCCGCAGUACCCAUUCUCCCUGAGGGCGUAGCUACUGCUGCCUAUCCUUUGGGACGGCUUCCAGUCUAGUCUGUUAGUAAUCAGGUUCUGUUUGGAGGGCAGCUGGGUCGUAUACCUGAUUAGUGAUGCACAUUCUGUUUGGGUUCCUGGGGCUCCAAUUACAGGAGGUGGAAAGGUUGAAUCAAGAGGAAAAACAAGUAUGAUUUAUAAACAUUUUAAUGUAAAGUUUGCAUAUUUCAAAGGAGAAACCUGGCCUCAUUUUCUGUCUUAAACCCAACUGGUGCUGUUGAGUUUGUUCUUUAUUCUUUUAUCUCAACAAAGAUGGGUGAUCUUGCACCAGGGAAAAGAUUAGACUCUUAGUUUUCAAGCAAGGAAGUUUUCCCUUGUGCAUCAGAGGAACCCAGGGUUUAAAUGUUUGCUCCAUCGUUGCUGCUCCUCAAAUUCAAGUGAAUAUUUUUUUUUUCCCUUUUCCCUUUACUCUUCUCCAGAAAUAAAGCAGGUGACAGGGUUGUCAGAAUCGUAUAAGAUUGACUUGUGCAUCUUUAAAAAAUGUUUUUUUGGGUAUUUAUUUCAUGAAUAUUGAUGGUCUUGCUGAUUGUGUAUUUUGGGUUUUUGUUUUUUUGCAUGAGGCUGAUAGUGAUGAUAAUGAUUGUGUGCCCCGGUACUGUUCUUAACAUGUUGUGUCUCUCACCCUUGUGUCUUCCAAGGUAGUUGAAUUCCCAUUUUAUGGUUGAGAAGUUGAAUCAUUGACUUACCCAAGGCCAGAAACUGCUGGCCCAUGCAGAGUGAGGAUUCUGACCCAUGUCUUUUUUUGCUAUACCAUAACUUCAAAGGCCAGUCAUUUUUCUUGUGGUACAUAGUAGUAAAAAGGAGUAGGCAGAAUGUGAAAAAUAAAGAAGAAAAUAAGUUAGUUUGAGUAUUUCACAUAGACAUGUAUUAACUGAAAGGUAAAAACAGUUGAGGAAGAAUUGUAUGUGCAUUAAAUUGUUAGGAAGCCUUUAUUAUGCUAAAGGUCAUUUUCAAAAAAAUGCACUGCAUGUUGAAACCAGCCUUAAACUCGAAGCAAUUAGUGCUUUUCUCUGCCCUGUUCUGUCCUUUGCAACCUUUGUUUUUCUUUUUAAAAUCAUCCUGUCUGGUUUAAGGAGCCUGGUCUUCUGUCCAUACAGAAAAGUUUGGUCAAAUUUCUUGCUGUCACUGGCAUGCUCUGAGAAGAGGAUCACUGGUGGGAUUUUGUUUAUUCUUUUGCUAAGAAGAACACCUUGUUUUUUUUUUUUUUUUCCCCUCCUGAGUGUGGCAGGAGGUAGGCAGUAAGACAGUAAAUAUUCUUAUACUCCAGAUCUGGAGUUCAACUCCUAGCUCUGCAGUCUAGCCUCCCUGCCUCUAAAAGAGUCAUUUUAAGACAGGGUCUUGCUAUGUAGCCCAGGCUGGCCUUGACCUUAAUCCUCUUUAGCCACCUGGAGUGUAAGGAUUAUAGGUAUGAAUCACUAGACAGGACAGAGACAGUAUUCCUUAAACAACAACAACAACAAAAGUAUUGUGGUUUUUAUCACUCUGCACCCAAUGCUAUUUAAGGAACAUUCUUAAGAAGCAUCUGUUUAAUACUGCUGCUGACAGCCUUACCCCACACUGAGGGGAAUAUUAAUGUUGGUUGAACAGAAAGUGAGCCUGGGUCAGUCAAAGAAACAAACAAACAAACAA
Messenger RNA from Phodopus roborovskii (desert hamster), 2903 nucleotides. RefSeq names its product transmembrane protein 183A (gene Tmem183a). Gene Ontology annotation, biological process: regulation of protein stability. The transcript is spliced from 8 exons. The record is from RefSeq and is a predicted model, not a curated record. Bases 109 to 1236 code for a protein of 375 amino acids. Gene Ontology annotation, cellular component: SCF ubiquitin ligase complex. Gene Ontology annotation, molecular function: protein binding. Lineage: Eukaryota; Metazoa; Chordata; Mammalia; Rodentia; Cricetidae.